Molecule: messenger RNA, 2427 nt
Organism: Centropristis striata (black sea bass)
Lineage: Eukaryota; Metazoa; Chordata; Actinopteri; Perciformes; Serranidae
Gene: adam10a
Product: ADAM metallopeptidase domain 10a
Exons: 12
Coding region: 81-2165 (694 amino acids)
Biological process (GO): membrane protein ectodomain proteolysis; Notch signaling pathway
Cellular component (GO): plasma membrane; synaptic membrane
Molecular function (GO): metalloendopeptidase activity involved in amyloid precursor protein catabolic process
Source: RefSeq, a predicted model, not a curated record
GCUAUAACCUGGAGGAGUCAGUCAGCUGGGUGUCUGCUGGUGGUUUAUCUGUAGUUUUGGCUCUAACAGGAAAUGCUGAGAUGAUUUUAGUUAAAGUGAUUGUGCUGCUGUUCCUCCUCGGGGACAUUACAGGUCAGUUUGGGACGCCGCUGAAUAAAUACAUCCGCCACUAUGAAGGUUUGUCCUACGACACAGAAGCUCUGCACAGCAGCCACCAGAGGGCCAAGAGGGCCGCCUCCCCUCAGGACAGCACGCUGCAGCUGGACUUCCACGCCCACGGCAGGUAUUUUAACCUGCGUAUGAAGAGAGACGUGUCUCUGUUCUCUCCUGACUUGGUGAUCGAAGUCUCAGGAGACGAGACGCCCUCAGACACGUCUCACAUCUACAGCGGAGAAAUCUACGGUCAGUCUCUCUUUUAUGUUCAGUCAUUUCCUCCUGAGCCUGAACAACAUCAGGAGAGUUUCUGUGAACUGUGGAACACCAGAACCAACAGCAGAACCAACAGCAGAACCAACAGCAGAACCAACAGCAGAACCAACACCAGAACCAAAACCAGAACUAACACCAGGACCAACACCAGGACCAACACCAGAACCAACAGCAGAACCAACAGCAGAACCAACAGCAGAACCAACAGCAGAACCAAAACCAGAACUAACACCAGGACCAACACCAGAACCAACACCAGAACCAACACCAGAACCAACACCAGGACCAACAGCAGAACCAACAGCAGAACCAACAGCAGAACCAACACCAGGACCAACAGCAGAACCAACAGCAGAACCAACACCAGAACCAACAGCAGAGCCAACAGCAGAACCAACAGCAGAACCAACAGCAGAACCAACACCAGAACCAACAGCAGAACCAACAGGCUUCAGAUUGAACAUAUCUCAGGAAGCUCUGGAGGAAUCUGUGAGAAGAGUAAACUUUAUUCUGACGGGAAGAGGAAGUCUCUGAACACGGGGAUCAUCACGGUGCAGAACUACGCCUCCCACGUCCCCCCGAAGGUUUCCCACAUCACCUUCGCUCACGAGGUCGGACACAACUUUGGCUCUCCUCACGACUCUGGGACUGAAUGCACCCCCGGGGAGUCGAAGGAGCAGGGCAAGAAGGAGCAGGGCAACUACAUCAUGUACGCCAGAGCAACUUCAGGAGACAAACUCAACAACAACAAGUUCUCCAUCUGCAGCAUCCGCAACAUCAGCGCCGUCCUCAACAAGAAGAGAGACGACUGCUUCGUUGAGUCUGGUCAGCCUAUCUGUGGUAACGGUCUGGUGGAGGAGGGGGAGCAGUGUGACUGUGGUUACAGCGAUCAGUGUAAUGAUCCCUGCUGCUACGACGCCAACAAGCCGGACGGGCAGAAAUGCAAACUGCAACCAGGAAAAACCUGCAGUCCCAGCCAGGGCCCGUGCUGUACAGCAGCGUGUUCCUUUAAAGGGACCAACGAGCGCUGCAGGGACGAGUCUGAAUGUGCUCAGGAGGGGAAAUGUAACGGAGGGACGGCUCAGUGUCCCACAUCAGAACCAAAGGCCAACUUCACCUCCUGCCACUCAGAGACACAAGUCUGCCUCAACGGGGUGUGUUCUGGUUCUAUCUGUGAGAAGUAUGGUCUGGAGGUCUGUACCUGUGCCAGUCAAGAAGGUCAGGACGAGGCUGCAGAGCUCUGCCACGUCUGCUGCAUGGACAAGAUGAAGCCGACCACCUGCAGCAGCACCGGUUCUGAUAAAUGGGUCCAGUUCUUCAACAGGAAGGUGACGACGCUGCAGCCCGGCUCGCCCUGCAACGACUUCAAGGGUUACUGCGACGUCUUCAUGAGGUGUCGGCUGGUGGACGCCGACGGCCCGCUGGCUCGCCUCAAGAAGGCCAUCUUCAACGCCGAGCUCUACGAGAACAUCGCUGAGUGGAUAGUGGCUCACUGGUGGGCCGUGCUGCUGAUGGGCGUGGCUCUCAUCAUGCUGAUGGCCGGAUUCAUUAAGAUCUGCAGCGUCCACACGCCCAGCAGCAACCCCAAGCUGCCCCCCCCCAAACCCCUGCCAGGAACCCUGAAGCGGCGGCAGCAGCGGCAGCAGCAGCAGCGCUCCACCCAGCAGGCUCCACCCAACCAGCGCCACUACCGGCAGCCCAGAGAGAGCUACCAGAUGGGCCAGAUGAGGCGCUGACCGCCUGCUCUCUGGUUCUACUAGUGCCUGUUCUCUGGUUCUACUAGUGCCUACAGUAGGAGAACCUCACUCCAAAGAGUCCUCUACCACACACUGCAACACUCUAACUGGACGAUUCCACUGGAAUAAAGCUCAGAAGGUUCCUCUGAGAACAACAGACUCACUCAGCACCGUCAGCUCUGAGACGAGCAGCUUCACAGCUUCUACAGGAGCCGAGACCAGGAGGAGGUUCUAACGCUUCUACUGGCUUUUAUUCUGUUUU